Messenger RNA from Penicillium canariense, 1602 nucleotides. RefSeq names its product putative MFS transporter. Lineage: Eukaryota; Fungi; Ascomycota; Eurotiomycetes; Eurotiales; Aspergillaceae. The coding region runs from base 1 to 1602 and encodes 533 amino acids. Gene Ontology annotation, molecular function: transmembrane transporter activity. The transcript has 7 exons. The record is from RefSeq and is a predicted model, not a curated record. Gene Ontology annotation, cellular component: membrane. Gene Ontology annotation, biological process: transmembrane transport.
AUGGCCGACAUUGAGCAGGGCCGCGUGGGCUCAACCAAUUCCCUCGGCAAGGAAACCAAUGCCUCAAAACUAUCGAUCGUCGUUGGACAGGAGGAUCUUGCUAGCGUCACUCCUCCUCAUGAGUCGUAUGAAGGAUACCAUCGAUUCGACCCAGCCGCCUCUUGGACGGCGCAAGAAGAGAGAAAAGUUGUCCUCAAGACAGACUUGAUGCUGUUAUCAUUCGUCUGUCUUAUGUUUUUUGGUCUUCAACUAGAUCGUGGAAAUUUAUCGAAUGCUCUCACGGACAACUUCCUCACGGACCUGGGCAUGACAUCGAACGAUUACAACAAUGGCACGACCAUCCAAUUGGUCUGCUUCCUCUCAGCAGAGCUUCCGAUGCAGCUCCUCAUCAAGCGUUACGGCUUCAAACGAGUUCUGCCUACGAUGAUGAUCUGCUGGAGCAUGGUAUCAUGGACACAAGCCUGGAUUACCAGCCGUGCAACAUUUUACGUCACUCGCGCUCUGAUCGGCUUCUUCGAAGGUGGUUUCAUUCCGGGAUCAAUCCUAUUUGCAACCUAUUUCUACAAAACACGCGAACUAUCCGUGCGAUUGGCAUUCUUUUGGUCGACAUUGAAUGUCGCCCGUAUCAUUUCCUCGCUUCUUGCCGCAGGAAUUCUCAAGAUGCGAGGAGUCCACGGGCAGACCGGUUGGUUUUGGUUAUUCCUGAUUGAAGGACUCAUCACCUUGAUGAUUGGUAUCACUGGCAUGUUUUACCUGCCCAACUCUCCAACACAGACGAAAAGCGUCCUCUUCCGCAGGUCCUGGUACACGGAGCGCCAGGAGGUGAUCAUGGUCAAUCGUAUCCUCCGGGACGACCCUUCGAAAGGCCUCACCAAUAUUAAGGAACGCGCCACUCUCCAGGACGUCCUCAACGCCUGGAGCGACAAAUCCAUGUGGGGUCUCUACUUGAUCGGCCUUGUUGCCUACAUUCCACAGAGCCCGAUCCAGGCCUAUCUCUCCCUGACCCUAAAACGCCUUGGCUUCUCGACCUUCGACUCGAACAUGCUUUCAAUCCCGUCGGCCGCGCUGCAGAUUAUCCUCAUGCUCGCCCUCAGCAAGAGCAGCGAAUUCUUCAAAGAGCGCACUUUUCACUGCUUAGUUGGCGAGUUUUGGUCUCUGCCGCUGCUGGUGACGCUGCUCUCCUUGCCGAACCACGGCUACAACUGGCCGCGCUUCGCGAUUUCAACUAUGGUGUCGGGCUAUCCGUAUUUCCAUCCGAUCGUGUCGGCGUGGAUCUCCGAGAAUACUUUUGAUGUCAAGAAGAGGGCUAUCACAGCGGCGACGUAUAACGUCGUCGUACAGAUUGGCUCGGUGAUCUCCUCCCAAAUCUACCGCGCUAAUGACGCCCCGUACUAUUACACCGGAAAUAAAGUCCUUGUUUCGCUAUGCGCCUUCUCGCUUGUCGUUUUCGUCCUACAGCGUGAGUUCCUGCGGUACCUGAACCGACAAAAGGAGAAAGCCUGGGAUGUUAUGUCACCCGAGGAGCAAGGGGCGUACCAAGCCGACCAAGCGGCGAGAGAAAAGGAAGGCAACAAGCGACUGGACUUCCGCUUUGCGUACUGA